Molecule: messenger RNA, 587 nt
Organism: Pongo pygmaeus (Bornean orangutan)
Lineage: Eukaryota; Metazoa; Chordata; Mammalia; Primates; Hominidae
Product: keratin-associated protein 12-1
Exons: 2
Coding region: 23-331 (102 amino acids)
Cellular component (GO): keratin filament
Source: RefSeq, a predicted model, not a curated record
CACUGCCCUCUGCCUCGACCUUAUGCAGCCACACGCCACCAUGUGCCACACCAGCUGCUCCUCAGGCUGCCAGCCAGCCUGCUGUGUGCCCAGCCCCUGCCAGGCAUCCUGUUAUGUCCCUGUGGGCUGCCAGUCCUCCGUGUGCGUGCCCGUGAGCCUCAAGUCAGCCGUGUGCAUGCCCGUGAGAUGUCAGUCCUCUGUGUGUGUGCCUGUGAGCUACAGGCCCGUCGUGUAUGCGGCUCCCUCCUGCCAGUCCUCUGGGUGCUGCCAGCCUUCCUGCACCAGCGUCCUCUGCAGACCCGUCUCCUGCAGCACCUCUUCCUGCUGCUGAGCGUGAAUCUCCAGACCUGCUGCUCCCCGUGCAGAUGAGGCCACACCUGUACACUCCCUGGAUGAGUCCUCAGUUGGUCUUCUGCACAUGGUGCAGGUGAAAAGCAUGCUCAGUGAACCCUCUGAAUUCUGGAUCGAGAAUGUGACAGAAUGAUCUGGAGCCCUUGCUGACCUUGCCCAUCCCCCCAGGGAAGUCUGGGGUCCCAGAGUCAUUCUCUGACCCCAUGAGAGCCAAAUAAACCAGCUUUCCCCACGCA